GACAGUUGUGAGCCCUCGUGUGUGAGAGAGACUUGGAGGUCCAAGAUGAAGAUUCUCUCGUGUGUGUUUCUGCUGCUGGUCCAGCAAGAGAUCGGGCAGGCUGUCAAACUCCUAGACGCCCCAAUCCCACUCCCAGAACCCACUCACAGAAACCCCCCAAGAAAACACCCACGGAAACUGCCCUACGCCCCUGCCCCGGCUAACCCCCCCACCUAUGCCUCCUACAACCCUUCCCCUGCCUCCCCUGCCGCCCUCACCCCUAUGGCGGCUAUGGCACGGCUGCAGGGGCUGGAAGUUAAGUGUGGACGGCAGGGGAUGAAUGUCGAGCUGGAUUUCACUCUGCCGUUUCCAGGAGUGAUCUAUUCUAAGGGGCAUUUUUCUGACCCCGCUUGUGUCUAUGUGAAGGGAGACUCCGCGCCCUCUAGGAGUUAUAAAUUCACGGUGCCCACGGGUGGAUGUGGAACGGAGGGGCAGGUGGAUGAGGUGGAGGAGGGGGAGGAGGCCUAUGUGGAGAACACCAUCAUAGUGCAAUCCGAUCCACUUAUCCAGGAGGUUUGGGAUGAGGCAAGGAGUAUAAAAUGCGUCUGGGCGACCUCCCUACAGAAGAGUGUGGAAUUCAAGCCUAUCAAAGUAUAUGAGCCGAGGAAGGUCGACGUUCAGCUUGACGCAAGAGCUAUCAACACUCUUAUGGACAUACAGAAGAAGAGGGAGGUGGGGGGGUCUUCCUCCUCCUCCUCCUCCUCCUCUUCCUCCCCGACUGGUUACGUACAUGUAGGCGACGAUGUGUCUGUUGUGAUGUACGUCCAGGACCCCAAGGUGGACGCGAACAUUCUGACCUGCAACGCGAGCACAGCGAACGGUCAACAGGUCGCUUUGACUGACCCGCGCGGCUGUCUCUUGCGACCUGACCUGCUGACGCCCUUCGCUAAGACCCGGAAGACCAAUGGAGUAGAGGCGGGGUUGAUGCUCUACUCGUAUCUGAAGGCGUUCAACAUCGGAGAGAGCCCAGAGUUUGUCAUCUCCUGUGAACUUGAAAUCUGUGAGGAAUCUUGCCCGGAGACCUGUCUUGGAGGACCCCAGAAGAAGAAGAGGAGGAGGAGGAGUAUGGAGGAGGAGGAGGUAUUGGAGGAGGAGAUCAUAAGUGUGUCUAGUUCAAGUUAUCCUUCUUCCUCCUCCUCCUCCUCCUCUUCCUCUUCCUCCUCUUCCAAGAGUGUGAAAGUCGUCUUAGAGAGAGGCGUGGUUGUGGUGGAGAAGAAGAAGAUGAAGAAGAAGAAGGAAGAGGAGGAGGAGGAGGAGGAGGAAGAGGAAGGUCACCCGUCACUCACCAGCCACAAGAAGAGGGAGAGGAAGACCGGGUGCCUCAUGGAUACCUCCCUGGCACUCCUGUUUGUGGCACUCCUGAUGAGUCUGGUGUUCUUCCUGGGAGUCCUCAGUGCCGUGCUGGGCGUGAAGGUGUUGGGACUCAGGGCGGAGUUACGGAGGAAGGGUGUGCUGUGAGGUGGAGCGAGGAGGUGGAGGGAUAGGGGAAGGUUCUUGGGUUGUGUGGAAGGAAGGAGAGGAGGAGGUGGAGGAGGGAUAGGGGAAGGUUCUUGGGUUUGUGUGGAAAAUUCUUGGUUUGAGGAAAGGAAGGAAGGAGGAGGAGG
Molecule: messenger RNA, 1643 nt
Organism: Eriocheir sinensis (Chinese mitten crab)
Lineage: Eukaryota; Metazoa; Arthropoda; Malacostraca; Decapoda; Varunidae
Exons: 9
Coding region: 46-1497 (483 amino acids)
Source: RefSeq, a predicted model, not a curated record